AUGACAAUCACGACUCUCGAUAUUCCCACUCUGAAGGCGGUCAAGAAUUCUGUGAUUGGCAACCGUACCGCGAAAGGUUCAUAUGGCAGAGACGAGGCUUUCGUAUCCAGGUAUGACUUUCCGUUGAAGCAUUGCCCCCGCAUUAAGGCGGAGGUCUCCACGACCGACGUACGCAUUGAAGCCGCACAUAUCAUCGCGUCGUUGUCAUACGGCUCCCCCGAUGCAUUCAGAACGCUUCUGAGGGUGAACGCAUUACAAGCUUUGCUCUAUGCCGUCUCAGCGUUCGGCCCCUCCGAUUCUGCGGCUUUGCGAGGAGCGUUGGCUCGUGCUCUCCGUGCUCUAUCCUGUGCUAUUGCAGACGUGGUUGGACCGUCGCAAUGGGGCAUCGCGCCAUCCGUAUCGGACAUGCGUGCCGAGGCCAAAGCGGCCGUGGACUACUUGUUCCAGCCCGAAGUCUUGGACCUUUAUAUUCCCCUCCUCGUGGACCCUUCUCCGCAGGUCGACAUCGCUAUCGCAGAGCUUCUUUCGUCCUCUGUUCGAGACUCUUGCCACCGAUUGAAAGUCUCGGCUUGGUGCCCUCCCGCAGAACGGAAGGCGGAGGCGAAGGGGAAACGCGGAUGGGAGAAGCGUGACCCUACGAAGUCGCCGAGUCGACAAGGUGGAUGGAUCGCACGUACGCUCGUGGCUCUCCUCCAACGUAAAGACGUGAAGGUUCAGGAAGCCGCGCUAUCGGCGCUGGCUUCAAUCGUGAAAGACAACGAAUCUCUGGCCGCCCGACUCUCGAGAUCUCCUCCAGGACAAGAACCACCGUUGUCUACGAUCAUGGUCCUCGCAAAGUCUCGGAACACGGAUCUCCAGCUUGCCGCGGUGCUAUGCGCGACUCAUGUCCUUCGAGCCUCGUCUUUGACGGCGAUGUCGCACAGCAGUGGGCGUGCUACUUCCGAGGAGGCCAUUGCCAUUACCAUUCUGCAUGUUCUCGUUCGAAUCAUCGGUUCGUCAACGGCGAACAACCAUGCACGUGCGAAGGCUUGCUUCAUCGUUUAUCACCUGGUCACAGAUCAUAUGCCAUUUUGCGAGUUGGCAUUCGAUCGAAAAACUCUUCACGAAGUCGCGCAUCUCAUUAACUCUAUCACCCCGACCGAGAAGUCGACAGAGGCUGAAGAAGACGAGCCCGAGAGCGUCUCUCGUUUGCGCGAGGCCGCUCUGACUACGGUUGCCUCAAUCUCGCUGUUCUCGACGGAUAUCCGCAACGCAGUGACCGACGAACUACAAUUGAUCCCUGCCAUCCAGGCAAGCUUGAGACAUCCUUCAGUGGGAGUGCGACAUGCGGCCUGUCAAUGUGCACGAGCCCUCAGCCGCGGAGUAUCUGCAUUACGGACGAACAUCAUCGACACUGGGCUCGGAAUGUCCGUUUUCACUCUCUUCAUGAAGCAGGACGAGGAUCGACAUGUCAUGCACGCUGCCACUGCGGUAGUCUGCAACCUGAUUAACGAUUUCUCUCCUCUACGUCUAACGAUCAUCGAACAGGGCGCAAUGGAACGAUUGGUUCAGCUUCUGGACACCGAGGAUCCUGCGUUGCGACUCGAUGCGCUGUGGGGAUUCAAAAACAUUGUGUACAAGGCCACACCCGAUCUGAAGCGGCAAGUCAUGAUGUGUAUUGGGUGGGAUAACAUGAAGCGCCUGCUCGUAGACGAAGAUCCCCGUCUGCAGGAGCAAGCAUUUCAUAUUCUGCGCAAUCUCGCUGACGGCACCGAGGAGGUUGAGGCAAUGCUAGCUGAGAUGGGCGGUAGUGAGGUCUUACUCGACCUUCUGGUUGACGCGAUGGACUCGGAAGACGACAACGUCGUCCUACAGGCCGUCUUCUUACUGGCCAACGUCGCAAAUUACCCUGCCUAUCAGAGGCACAUCCUGCUCGACAAUCGCAUUCUACGUCAACUACGGGAAUGUUUGGUGGACGCGAAGAGGGAGAUCCGACUGCCGGCAGUCUCCUGCGUUCUGGAGCUUGCGCCUAGCGGGCGGCAGAUGGGGAUCGAGGAUGAUCCACAGAUUCAGGACAAGGCGCGGCAGGCGUUGUCGUGGAUAGAGCAGAACACCGAUAUGGAUGUGUAA
Molecule: messenger RNA, 2109 nt
Organism: Epithele typhae
Lineage: Eukaryota; Fungi; Basidiomycota; Agaricomycetes; Polyporales; Epitheliaceae
Product: ARM repeat-containing protein
Exons: 13
Coding region: 1-2109 (702 amino acids)
Biological process (GO): proteasome-mediated ubiquitin-dependent protein catabolic process
Cellular component (GO): GID complex
Molecular function (GO): protein binding
Source: RefSeq, a predicted model, not a curated record